Messenger RNA from Physcomitrium patens, 1222 nucleotides. The record is from RefSeq and is a predicted model, not a curated record. Lineage: Eukaryota; Viridiplantae; Streptophyta; Bryopsida; Funariales; Funariaceae.
UCAUGCACUGGAUGUCAACGGGGGGAGAAUCCAACAUGGGGUCUCACGAACCAGGGUAGAAGAACCGAGGAACGAUCGAGUCCACAAGCUGGAACAGGAGCUAUUAAGCCAGCGUGAUCUUCGAUUCUGUCAGUGCCCAGAUAACCUUAUCUGUGAUCACCGAGGUUUCAAGACUCUGGCAAGCAUGGCUGUGGACAAUUUAACUCCAACCAACGCGCCUCCUCCGCAGGCGCAGGAGCCUGGGAAGUCGCUUCCCAUAAAAGCUUGGUACUACAAUCCCAGCGAUGCGCACCCAAGUCAUCCGCACCAGUAUUCUCCCAACCGAGAAGUGUCAACCGAUCAUCUACACAAGCUGGGAGUACUCACAUGGACACAAAUUGAAACAGAUCAGUUUGAGAAUAACAAAUUCUUGAACAAAAUCAAGACUGUUCGUGGUUACAACUACGAGGAAGUUUUGACUGUCGCCCCUGAGAACCUUCAAAACUUCGAAGAGAACACGAGGAGGUUUUUCAUGGAGCAUCUCCACGAUCAUGAAGAGAUCCGCUUCAUCCUUGACGGCGUGGGUUACGAGGACGUGAGAGAUUUCGAUGGAAAAUGGAUCCGAAUUGAGAUCAAGAAGGGAGACCUCAUCGUGUUGCCCCCAGGAAUGUACCACCGGUUCUCGCUCGACAGUAACCAAUUCCUUAAGGCGCUUCUGUUGUACCAAGGCAACCCCACCCGCAUCCAAUUUGAGAGAAACCCCGAGACCGACCUCAUGGAAGUGCGGCUGGACUACGUCCAAUCAGUACUGGAGGCGCAAAUGCUGCAUGCGGCGACGGAAGUGGAGGAAAAAGUCCUCGUCGAGGCAACUGAAGCUCUCGGCGCCAUCGCAGUAUGACCAUGUCCAGGAAAACCAUAACCGGAUUACUGUUCUCGCGAUUGGACCCCCCUCCGACUCAACUCUCCGGCCACACUUCGGUCAUCACGGCACUGUCUAGAUUCAUGUGUGGAUUGUCUCGCCGACGGUUCACUCCUGAACCAAGUUUAGCUGUCGUCUGUACAGUAGAUUCAUCUUCAUGGUGUUGUCAGCUACUCGAUCCUACUUGUUUUGUGUAUAUAUAUUAAGUUUUAAUAGCAUCGAGUUUUGCAGUCGCCGUGUGGUACAAUUUUUUCUGUUAAUUAGAUGUGGGUCAAAUAUAUAGUCUUAAUUAUUGUAUAAUUGAAGAUCUAAUUUUCUCACUUC